Messenger RNA from Plenodomus lingam JN3, 207 nucleotides. Lineage: Eukaryota; Fungi; Ascomycota; Dothideomycetes; Pleosporales; Leptosphaeriaceae. The record is from RefSeq and is a predicted model, not a curated record.
AUGGGAUUGGCUAUUGGAUCGAUGGAGGAUGUUGUCGUCAAGGUCAACGGUAUUGAGAAGGGUCACCCUCUCUACGAGCGCCUUGUGGCCAUUGUCAAGAAGACGAAAAGCAUGUCCUGGUGGAGGAAGAAAAGCGUUCAAACAAUUUCCUCUGGACAGAUCAUGGAUGGCCUCAUGGGAACUGACAAAGAUCAGUGUCCUACAUAA